Messenger RNA from Paramecium sonneborni, 415 nucleotides. The record is from the annotation of a GenBank genome assembly. Lineage: Eukaryota; Ciliophora; Oligohymenophorea; Peniculida; Parameciidae.
AUGAUUAAUAUUAUUAGGAGUUUUAAUAACUUACUAAAUAUAAAAUAGAUAGAAAGUUUAUAUUUUAUCAUAAUUAAGAGCAUAAUUAAAAUAAUUUAAAAAAAAUGAACUUGGUUAAUUGGAAGAUCGUUUAUCAAAGGAUACAAAAUUAAUGAAAGUGAAACCAAAUAGAAAUUAAAGGAUUUACAAACAUAAGAAAAAUUGGUUAGUUUAGAAGAGAGAGUUGAGGAAGCCUUAGAUUUUAAAAAAGAACUUAAAGAUUUAGAAAAAAAAUAUAAGAUAGAGUUUAUAGAGUAUAAAAAUAUAGAUUAGAAAAAUAACAUAGUAAUUUAUUGUUUAAAUAAGAAAAGGAAAGAGAAUAAUUAGAAGGUAAACUUUAAGAAACAGAAUAAUUUAAAUGAAAAAAGCAUAUGAU